This is a messenger RNA of Saprolegnia parasitica CBS 223.65, 2076 nucleotides long. RefSeq lists its product as hypothetical. The record is from RefSeq and is a predicted model, not a curated record. Lineage: Eukaryota; Oomycota; Saprolegniomycetes; Saprolegniales; Saprolegniaceae. Bases 110 to 2008 code for a protein of 632 amino acids. The transcript is spliced from 2 exons.
CUGCAAAUAGGAACCGGUCGGCGUUCUCACCCUUCGGGUUGCCGUCGGGUCACCCGGAAUAGUGCAGAUCGAAAUAGGCCGCUGGCUCAUUUCCUCUUCAAACGAUUCCAUGGAAGACGCACUCGAGAAGGCCAAGCAGCGCUCGGAGGACGUGACGCACAAGUUUCUCCAGACCAAGGACGGCGCUGCCAAGGUGCUCAAGCACUUUUUCGGCUGGGACCAUGCCACGGCCGACGUCGAGGACGAGGCGCCGAUCGAGCUCGAUAUGGUGCCCAUGGAGCCAACGAUGGCUCUGCAAACAAUGUUGAUGCGCGCUGCGGCCAUCGUGCAGGCGCCGCCCGUGCUCUUGCCGCAGUCGAUGGCCGACGUUGUCUAUGAAGCCACGCUGCAGCAGCUCGGCGACUUGCAAUUCCGCGUCUUCGCCAUGAACGCAUGCAAGAGCUACAUUGAGCAGCGCCACUGCCUCGUGCGCGAGUAUUGGGCCAAGCUCGCGCAGCCGCCGACGCCACCGACUGCCGAGCACCACGCGAGUCUCCAGAGCACGUUCAAGAUGCUCGUACCGAUCUACCGCAACGACGUCAAGAUUCUUCGGCGCAACGUCAAGCAGUAUGAAGCCGCCGCGUCGUCGGCGCUCGCACUGAAGUACAAGCGGUAUCCCAACGACCAUGCGAUGGCUGUCGACGAGCACGAGCUGCGGCGCGAGGCGGCCGAGACGUCGUCUCGGCUCUUGGCCGACUUUCCCGAGACCAUCUUGUCGCUCGAAGCGCUCGAGGCCCACGACGCGACGCUGCUCGAGCACCAUGUCUUUGAGCUCGAGUACAUGGUGGCGCAUGCGCGCAUCUGCGGGGCCUUUUACGUGACCAAGGCCAAGCACCGCGCCGACGCCGUCACGACGCCGUUGACCGACACGCGGUCGGCCGACGAUCUCCAGAGGGCUUUCACCGACGCGCUCAGUGCGUACGAAGCGAGCGCCGCGGCGCUCCAAGCGAGUCUUGCCGCCGACACGCAGUUUCAAUUGGAGCAGCAGGCGCGCGCCGCACCGUCCAUCUUUGUCGCCUCGGCGCACUCGGUGCUCUACGGCAAACUCCAGCGCGCGGCGCGCAAGGUGCGGGCCGAGUGCCGUCUCUCCAAGACACUCCACCAGCUCGUCUCGCUCGCGCAAGCGCACACGCAGGUGGCUUCGAUUGUCGCCAGCGACGCAGUGCAUGCAGCGGUCGCCGCGGCGGUCGUCCAAGCAUCUGCCGCGCUCACAAGCACCCACGAAGCCCAAAUCCACGAGGCAGUGGAGGCGCAUGCGCGCGAACUUGAAGCGCUCGAGCACCCCCACACGACAUUGGACAAGAGCAUGGAUGUGGCCGACGUCAAGAGUGCGCACAAAGCCGAGCUCUUUGCGAUCGUGAGCCUCACCAAAGUCGUCGCCCGUCGCAAGGCGCUCGCGCUGCGUCGGCAUGCCGAAGCCGAGUUUGCACGCCUCGAACACAUGCAAGCGCAGCACGCAGUCAUGCUGCAGAAGCUCGAGGCCGAACUCGAGACGCGCGAAUCGCUGGAGCAUAUGCGCUUGCUGGCACGGCUCGAGAAGCGCAAGCUGGCGCGCAUGGCGUGCGGGUCGCCCGCCACGACGACGAGCGACCCGUUGCCCGCGGCAACGGCCAUGCUCGAAGAAGAGAAGGCCAAGAUCAUCGAGGAGAAGAAAAGCGAGUGGCACGAGGCCGAAGUUGCUUGCGCCAACGACGUCCAAGCCGCCGCGGUCAAGGCGAUCGCUGCCGAGGCCGUCACCUUUGGCCUUGGCCCCGACACGGACGUGAUCCAGGGCCUCAUUGCGCAACUCCAGGCGGUCGACUUUAGCCGCGCGCCGUGCACGAUCAAGCAGAUCCACGCGGUCGAGAAGGUGCUCUUGAGCAUGCGUGAGAGUGCACAAAAGCCCCGGCGGAGCGGCGCCAAGACCACCGCUGCCCCGCGCCCGUCGCACAUUGUCGUGGAGAAGGCGAAAAAAACCACGUUUCGUUGAUACACUGCAACAAUGUCAACUUGAAACUAAAGGUUUCCAUCCUUCAAUCAUAAAAUCUAAGUCCAAAG